Anopheles merus is the source of this 826-nucleotide messenger RNA. RefSeq lists its product as uncharacterized. Lineage: Eukaryota; Metazoa; Arthropoda; Insecta; Diptera; Culicidae. The transcript is spliced from 2 exons. The coding region runs from base 8 to 826 and encodes 272 amino acids. The record is from RefSeq and is a predicted model, not a curated record.
UCACAUUAUGGGAACGUUCUCAGCCCCAUUACAGCUAAAUGCGCUGUACGAUCAAAUGGAACAGGUAAAUGCAACAAUCCGUAGUUUGAUUGCAAGUGCGACAGUCAGCUUGCUCGAUAGGCAAUACGCUAUCAGUGACAUGAUUCUUCCCACAUCCGAGGGGAGUAACGAUAUGUUUGUGAUUGUUGAGAGCUUUAUGACGUUUUUGGCGAACGAAACCGGUAUUUUGUCGGAGGAUCUAGCCGAACAGCUGGACGAUUGGUUCAAUGAAACGACGAACUUGAUUAACAUCGUAGCGGAAGAAGUGUCUGCCAUACCGCAAACGCUAAUGGAAGCUCCUAUCGAAGCGUUUCUGAGGCAGGAAAGCUCACUCAAAUGUUUGGCGGAGUACAACAACAAAAACGCUGUGGAGAAAAUGUGGAUUGGAUUGGAUCGAAUUCUGCAGUGCUUCCACAUUGGUAACGACACCGAGCGCCCGUUUGACAUGGCGAAACAAUUACUCAGCUUAGCGGACAGGGACAUUCAGCUCACUUUGGAAGAGAUUUUGGAGUGCCAUCAGAGCACCUUGCGCGUCGGUUACGAUGCGAAGGUUUAUGAUGAGAUGGCAAGCUGCUACGAAAUGUCCAAACCGAUUCUAGAAGCAAUGCAGGAGUAUGUUGACUCGAAGAUGGAUGAGAUUUACUUUCAUGUUGAGCUUUCAAUGUACUUUAACGAGCUUAAAAUGGAAUCGUGCGUUUACUAUCGGGCGAGAGAGAUGAUGUUGGACGUGUCCGAGGUCAACCAGCGCUAUCGAAGGUGUAACGAAGAAGGCCAAAUAGAGUUCUAA